AACAGCUUAACCACUGUAUUUCAUAUCGGGCCCAUCUAUUUCCGAGUUUCACCGAAAAACCCUUUCUUUUUCAGUUUUCCACCUCAAUCAAAAUCGACUUCAAUCAAAAGCUCGAAACUUUCACUGAAAGAUCGGAAUUUAUGUUCAGAACUUGCUGUUAUCUCACAAAAUUUGCACACCUUUCUCCUCUGUAUCCUCAUUUUCAUCAGUGGAAGCAUUCCUUCAGAUUUCAACAUUCCGUUCGCCGAUUCAACCCCAGAAAACCAACCCAGAAGAAAGCUCCCAGAAACUUGAAGAAAGGAGCCAAAUUUACUGAUAUCCAAAAUGUAGAAGCCAAGGUUUACAUGAGGGACACCAUAUCAAACAUUUACAAAAUCCUCAAGUACUCCACCUGGGACUCUGCUGAACAACAGCUCAGACAGUUCCCCAUCAAAUGGGAUUCUUUCACUGUCAAUCAGGUUCUGAAAACUCACCCACCAAUGGAAAAGGCAUGGCUGUUCUUCUACUGGGCAUCGAAAAUUAAAGGGUUUAAACACGACCAAUUCACUUACACAACGAUGCUGGAUAUAUUUGGAGAAGCCGGGAGGAUUUCGUCGAUGAAGUAUGUUUUCCAACAGAUGCAAGAGAAGGGCAUAACAAUUGAUGCAGUCACUUAUACUUCUGUUAUGCAUUGGGUUUCUAGGGGAGGAGAUGUUGACGGGGCGGUUGAAGUGUGGGAGGAAAUGAGAGAGAAGGGGUGCGAGCCUACUGUUGUUUCUUAUACGGCUUACAUGAAGAUUUUGUUUGAUAAUAAGAGAAUUAAGGAGGCCACUGAUUUGUACAAGGAGAUGCUUCAAUCUGGGAUUUCUCCUAAUUGCCACACUUAUACCGUGCUAAUGGAGCAUCUUAUUGACGCUGGCAAGUACAACCAAGCACUUGAUAUUUUCAACAAGAUGCAAGAAGCUGGAGUUAAGCCUGAUAAAGCUGCUUGUAAUGUUUUGAUUGAGAAAAGUUGCAAAGCAAGGGAAACUGGGGCAAUAACCCAGAUUCUUCAGUAUAUGAAAGAACACUUCCUUGUCCUUAGAUACCCCAUAUUUCUUGAAGCUCUCAAAACUUUAAAUGCUGCCGGUGAGAGUGAUCUUCUCCUAAGGCAAGUUCAUCCUCAUAUUUCUGUUGAACGUGUUAGUGAUGAGAAGGAAGUUGAGGUUAUAAGAAAUGGAUCUGAAGUUACUUUAAGUUUAGAAAGAGAACUUGUAUUGCUUCUAUUGAAAAAGAAAAAUCUUCUUGCUGUUGACCAUUUGCUUGCUGCAUUAGGUGAUAAAAAUAAACAGCUGGAUCCUGCAAUUAUUUCAACUAUCAUUGAGGCAAACAGUAACCAUUGCAGGCUAGAUGGUGCAUUAUCAGCCUUCAACUAUAGUGUAAAGAUGAGCAUUAUCCUUGAGAGAACAGCAUUUCUAGCCUUGAUUGGCAUUUUAAUAAGAUCAAAUACAUUUACUAGUGUAGUGUCGAUUGUUGAGGAAAUGGUUAGGGCUGGUUAUUCUCUGGGAGUGUAUCUGGGUUCACUAUUAAUCUACAGGCUUGGAUGUGCCAGAAGGCCAACUUGUGCUGCUAAGGUUUUUAAUUUAUUGCCUGAUGAUCAGAAGUGUGUUGCCACUUAUACUGCUUUGAUAGGUGUUUACUUCUCUGCUGGGAGUGCUGAUAAAGGAAUCAAAAUUUACAAAACCAUGCGAAGGAAAGGGAUUCAUCCCUCUUUGGGCACAUACAAUAUUAUACUAGCUGGUCUCGAGAAACUUGGAAGAGUUUCUAAAGUAGAAACUUACAGGAAGGAAAAGAAGAAUCUGCAGAAAGAGGCUUUUUUCCGUGAAACUGUUUCCAUGAAUGAGAAAAUUUGUGAUCUUCUAUUUGCUGGGGAUGUCAUAUCUUGACAGUCUGGUAUAGACUGUCAGCAUAUCCACAUUCUUGGGAUAGUGCAAGGACAGACAAUUUGGGUGGCAGAUUGGCAUGGAGUGUAAAUUAGCUGGCAGGACGAAACUCAUUCUUUUUCUCGUGCAGAUGGGAUUGUUUAUCUUGACAACCUAGACAUGCAGAACAACAUCUCAUGCCUGAAAUACUGGAAGUUAAAAGGAAGGAAUUUCAUAAUAUUUGUCAUUAUUCAACAUGCAGGGGCCAAAAUUUUGUCUGUGGAGAACUUUUUACAUGGCUUGAUGCUUUUAAACCAUGGAUCCAAGGUAAUGUAUGUUUUUUGUAUCUAAGAAGUCCACUAAGUUCAUUAUUUGCUCUGCCUAAUUGCUGGGGCAGACACCUGAAUGCU
Messenger RNA from Rubroshorea leprosula, 2290 nucleotides. Lineage: Eukaryota; Viridiplantae; Streptophyta; Magnoliopsida; Malvales; Dipterocarpaceae. The record is from the annotation of a GenBank genome assembly.